AUGACUCUUCCCUUUAAUUUAUUUCACACACUCAUAUCCAUAACCCUCGUCUCUCUCCUCCUGGCCACGUCAGCCCUCAACCAAACUAAUUAUAUUGUCUACGUGAAGAAGAUGAAUCCAAGCACGGCCGGCGGUGCUCAAACCAACGCCAUAAUAUUGAGCUACCACAAGACAUUUCUUCCUUUGGGAGCCAAAGACUGCCUGAUCUACUCGUACAAUCACGCCAUCAGUGGCUUCUCGGCAAGACUAUCAGCCAAACAAGUCGAAAUCAUCAAGGGCAAGGAAGGCUUUAUCUCGAUGCUACCCGACCGUGCACUUUACCGUCCACUCACGACCCGUUCCCCUGGAUUCCUCGGGCUGAACCAGAAGAGCGGAGCCUGGCCGCGGACGGGGUUCGGCAAGGGAGUCGUAGUCGGGGUCAUCGACUAUGGGAUAACCCAGGGCCACCCAUCCUUCGGCGACGCCGACAUGCCCCCCCCACCUGCCAAGUGGAAGGGGCAAUGCGACUUACCUGACAAGUUUGGGUGCAACAAUAAACUCAUAGGCGCGCGGGCGUUCCAUGGCGGCAACGCCUCUGCUACGCCGGUGGAUAAUAUCGGCCACGGGACCCACACGGCCAGCAUAGCCGUUGGCGCAUUCGUGCCCGGCGUCAGCUUCGAGGGAAACGCUGCAGGGACCGCGUCUGGGGUAGCCCCACACGCUCACCUCGCGGCAUACAAAGUCUGCUUUGAUCCCGACUGCAAUGACAGUGACAUUCUAGCCGCUUUUGAUGCCGCCAUCGAGGAUGGGGUGGAUGUGUUGUCCAUGUCCUUGGGCGCUUCGUCUGAACCAUUUUACGCAGACAUUACAAUGUCAGGUGCUUUUGCAGCGGCAAGGAAAGGAAUCCUCACCAUCCUGUCGGCAGGGAACGACGGUCCGUCCGCCUCGACGGUAUACAAUGAUGCAACCUGGGUUCUCACUGUCGGGGCAAGCACGAUUGAUCGAAGGAUUCGGGCCACGACAAAGCUGGGAAACGGAUUCGCGUUUGAUGGGGAGUCAUCGAGGCAACCCAUAAACUUCUCUUCUCAAAAGUUUAGGCCGCUCGUCUACUACAACAACUCUGGGAAACAAUACUGCUACAAUGGGUCGCUGGCGGGAUUCGAUGUUAGAAAAAAAAUUGUGUUGUGCGAUGCGAAUGAAUUGAUCUUCCCAGGGGAACAAGCCCGAGAAGUUAAGGAUGCGGGUGGUGCCGCCAUGAUACUGCCCAACCACGAAGCCGCCGGGUUCAGCCACAAUUCUUAUCUCCUCGACUUACCAUCCACGAUCGUGUCCUUUAGGGCGGGCCUGGAAAUAAAGGCCUACAUAAAGUCAACAUCCUCCCCAACGGCAACAAUCUUUUUCGAGGGGACGGAGCUCGAGAACCCAAUUUCUCCCACCGUCUCCUUUUUCUCAUCUAGGGGUCCCAGUAGCCAAACUCCUGGGGUUUUGAAACCAGAUAUCAUUGGGCCGGGCGAAAACAUUCUCGGCGCGAAUCCUCUAAGCCAGUAUAAUUUAGGGAGGACAUUCACGAUCAAUUCAGGCACAUCGAUGGCGUGUCCUCACCUUUCUGGGGUCGCGGCUCUUCUCAAGAGCGCCCACCCCGACUGGUCGGUGGCGGCCCUAAAAUCUGCUAUCAUGACUACUGCGGACCUCGUCAAUGCCAACGACUUACCGAUUCUCGACGAGAAACUUACACCGGCUAAUGUAUAUGCGGUGGGGGCCGGCCAUGUCAACCCGAACAAGGCGUUGGAUCCGGGUCUGGUCUACGACAUUGCAAUGGAUGAGUACAUCCCAUUUUUGUGUGGCUUGGGAUACACGGAGAGCCAGGUCGAGAUGAUCACACAAGAGCUAGUAAGUUGCUUCUCUAAAAUCCCUCAGGGACAACUGAACUACCCCACGUUCUCAGUUAAACUAGGCCCGCCCCAGACUUUCUCCCGGAUCGUCACUAAUGUGGGUGAGCAUGUCUCGUGUUACUCUGUUAGGAUAUUCGAGCCUCUAGGUGUGAAUAUUGUCGUGAGGCCAUCAAAGAUGUGUUUCACAAGGUUGAGGCAGAAGGCGACGUACUACGUGACGUUUCACCGCAGCAAGAACAUGACCGGUUCAGGGAAUAAUGCAUAUGUUGCACAAGGCUACUUGCUUUGGGAAUCAGAAAAGCACACAGUUAGGAGUGUUAUAGCUGUCAACAUUACUCGGCAAGUCUUCUAA
This is a messenger RNA of Striga hermonthica, 2223 nucleotides long. NCBI's taxonomy places the organism in Eukaryota, Viridiplantae, Streptophyta, Magnoliopsida, Lamiales, Orobanchaceae. The record is from the annotation of a GenBank genome assembly.